Molecule: messenger RNA, 1615 nt
Organism: Ipomoea triloba (trilobed morning glory)
Lineage: Eukaryota; Viridiplantae; Streptophyta; Magnoliopsida; Solanales; Convolvulaceae
Product: serine carboxypeptidase-like 51
Exons: 13
Coding region: 138-1514 (458 amino acids)
Biological process (GO): proteolysis
Molecular function (GO): serine-type carboxypeptidase activity
Source: RefSeq, a predicted model, not a curated record
UUCACUUUAGAGGCAGAAAAAGAAAGCUCUUCUGAGUUCUGAGAGUGCCAUUCUAAUUGUAAUUUUCUUUAUUUUGAUGUUUGGCGCACAGCUUUGAACUCUGAGCUCCCAAAGUUGAAGCCUUUUAGGCCAUUGAGAUGGAAAAGUUUAAUCUUCUGAUUGCUUCUGUGGUUCUCUGUUUCUUGGUCUUUCAUGGAACAACUGGGAAUGCCAUUGCUUUAAGAGCCCAAGAUGGAUCAGAAGCUUGGGGAUAUGUUGAAGUCAGACCAAAAGCUCAUAUGUUCUGGUGGUAUUACAGAAGCCCAUCCAGAGCUGAAGAUCCAAACCAGCCAUGGCCAAUUAUUCUCUGGUUGCAGGGUGGACCUGGGGCUUCAGGAGUUGGAAUUGGAAAUUUCGAGGAAGUUGGCCCCCUGGAUAUUAACUUGAAGCCUAGAAAUUCAACAUGGUUGAACAAAGCUGAUCUCCUCUUUGUGGAUUGCCCGGUUGGAACUGGAUACAGUUAUGUGGAGGAUACUAAGCAAUUUGUAAAGACUGAUUGGGAGGCUGCAACUGAUUUGACUACAUUGUUGAUAGAAGUGUUUAAUAGUAACGAGAGUUUACAGAAAAGUCCGUUGUACAUAGUUGCAGAGUCCUAUGGAGGAAAAUUUGCAGUUACUCUUGGAUUAUCCGCUCUGGAAGCCAUCGAGGCAGGGAGAUUGAAGCUCAAACUUGGCGGAGUCGCAUUGGGUGAUAGUUGGAUCUCACCGGAAGAUUUUGUGUUUUCUUGGGGACCUCUUCUGAAAGAUGUUUCGAGGCUGGAUGAAAAUGGCUUCCAACAAUCAAACAGUCUAGCUUUGAAAAUUAAGCAGAAGCUUGAAGCGGGUGAGUUCGAAGAAGCAACUGAUUUAUGGGGUGACCUUGAAAACGCAAUAAGUGCUAGCAGUAACUCAGUGGAUUUCUACAACUUUAUGUUGGAUGCCGAUAUGGAUCCUCUAUCCGUCGCUGCUUCUGAGCUAUCCCAAGCAUUGGCGUUGAAACGAUACUCGAGAUACCUACAAUCCCGGAGUUCUUCUCUAGGUAGCGAUGCUGAUCUUAGCAAACUGAUGAAUGGUCCUAUCCGAAAGAAGUUAGGAAUCAUCCCAGAAAAUGUUCUUUGGGGCGAGGAAUCUGGUCUUGUUUUUGAAAAUAUGUAUGGGGACUUCAUGAAACCAAGGAUCAAUGAGGUUGAUGAAUUAUUGGCUAAAGGAGUGAAUGUGACUAUAUACUCUGGACAGCUUGAUGUCAUCUGUGCCACAAAGGGAACAGAAGCUUGGAUCCAAAAGCUCAAGUGGGAAGGGCUGAAAACAUUCUUGAGCUUGGAGAGAAGUCCACUAUAUUGUGGGAAUGACAAAACUACAAGGGGUUUCACCAAGUCAUACAGAAACCUACAUUUCUACUGGAUUCUUGGAGCUGGUCACUUUGUUCCAGUGGAUCAGCCGUGCGUGGCAUUGGACAUGGUGGGUAGCAUAACACAGUCCCUAGCUAGUUCAAAGUGACAUCGGUACUUACAAAGAACCUUGUAAUUCAACGACAUAAGUGUGAGACUUGAUAAGAUAUUAUCUCAUAUAUAAAAUAAAAAAGUGAGGUUGAUACUCCA